AAUGGAAUACGGUGAUUUUUAGAGAUUGCUUUCAGAAGAAGAUGAAUUAGUUUAAAUAUCUAGAGCAUAAUUAGAAUAAUUAAUUCUAAAAAAUUAACUACCUGAAACACUUCCUGCUCAAAAAAAAUCCUGCAAAAAAAUUGUAAUAUAAUAAGCCGCCAAGAAAUAAAAACCUUAUUAAUUUGCAGAUGUUCAUUAUUGGACAAUAACUUAAUUUGAUUGGGAUACAAAAGUACUAGAAGCACUAAAGGGAGCAUUUGGUAAAGAAUAAUUUAAGGCAAAUUAAAAAGCAAUAAUAAAUUGUGUUUUAGCAGGAAAAGAUGUUUUUGUUUGCAUGCCUACAGGAUAUGGAAAAAGUAUAACAUUCUAAAUUCCAGCAUUUGUAGAAAAUGGUACAAUAUAUGAUAUAAUAUUUAGGUGUUUCUAUUGUUGUAAUGCCGUUGAUAUCAUUGAUAUUUGAUUAAGUACAAUAUCUAACAAGUCUUGGUAUACCAUCACUGAAUAUGAGUGGUUAAAACAGAUUGUUAACAGCAUAAUAAAUUCUGGACUAAAAAAUAAAGUUAAUUUAUACUACUCCUGGUAUUAUUUAAAUUCAAACUAGAAAAAAUCGAGAAAUCUGAAUAAUUUAAAUAAAUUUUAGGGGAUCUAUUCAAUAGAAAAUUAAUCAAAAGAUUUGUAAUUGAUGAAGCACAUUGUGUAAGUAAAUGGGGAAGAGAUUUUAGACCAGAUUAUUUGAAAUUAAGUAAUGUUAGAAAUGAAUAUCCAAAUAUUCCUAUUAUUGCUUUAACUGCAACUGCUCCAGAAGAAGUUAAAGAAGAUAUUAUUGAUGUACUUUAAAUAAAAGGUUGCUUAUAUUUAUAAUCUUCUUUUAAUAGACCUAAUCUGGUCUAUGAAGUUAGAUGUAGAGAAGAAUUUAAAAAAGCAGUUUAAGAAAUUAAAGAAUUUAUUAAUUAGACUUAUCCUAAACAAUCUGGUAUCAUAUAUUGUUUAACAUAAUCUGAAUGUUAAACUUUAUCUUAAAAUUUAAUAUAUCAUGGUAUAGGAUCAGACUUCUAUCAUGCUGGUCUUACUGAAAAGGAAAGACAUAGAAUUCACAAAAAUUGGUUGAUGAAUGAAGUACAAGUAAUAGUUGCAACUGUAGCAUUUGGUAUGGGAAUUGAUAAAAAAGAUUGUAGAUUUGUAAUUCAUUUUUAAAUGCCAAAAUCUAUUGAAAAUUAUUAUUAAGAGAGUGGUAGAGCAGGUAGAGAUGGUAAAUAAGCACAUUGUCUUCUAUUUUACAAUAAUAAUGACUAUAAAACUAAUUUAGUAAAUAUUUUAUUAAAUAAAUUUCUAGUAUUUAAUGGAUUAGAAUACAGAAAUGACUGCUUAAAUGAAAAAAUAUAAUAUUAAAAAAUUAGAUUAAAUGCAAUAAUUUUGUUAUGAUAGAGUAUCAUGUAGAAGAGUCUUACAAUUAUCAUAUUUAGGUGAGAAUUUUGAUAGAACAUUAUGUAAUAAAAAAUGUGAUAAUUGUUUAAGAGAUGAUGAAAAUGCAGAAAAAAUCAAUUUAACAACUGAAGCUCUUAAAAUUCUUGAUUGUUUAGAUAAAUAUCCAUUAACAGAAAAUCAAUUAAUUUAAUGUUUAAAAGGAGCACAAGAUAAAAAGAAAUCUAAUAAUUCAUAAAAAAAUGUUGAAUAGAUAUUUGGAUUAUUUAAACAUAAUCCUCGUAAUAUAAAUCCUUUAUUAGAUUAAUUAAGAGCUUAAAAUGCUUUAAGUUAAAAAGUAUAAUGUUACAAUGUUAAAGGUAAUUUCAAAAAUAAAGUUGUUUACUUAACUCCUAAUUCUGGAACAUCUUUAAAAAGUGUAAUCAUAUCAAUUCCUAGAGAAAAAGACAAGAGAUCAUCAGUUUUGGAUUAAAAGACUAAUGAUCUAUUUAAAAAGUAUUUGUCUAAAGAAAAUAAUAAUCAAAAUAACAAUGGAAUAAAUUUAUAAAUAAACUAAAAUGUUUUACAAAAAGAUUUCAUUUGGUAAAAUGGAACAAAUAUUGAAACUGAAUAGAAGAAAUUAUAAUAUGAUAAUCAAUAUGGUUAUUGUUUAGAAAAUCAAUUUAAUGAUUUACGUGAAAGAUUAAUGUUAGUUCGUAAGAAUAUUUAUAAAGAAAUGACUAAUGAUGCUUCGAAUUAAAUAAUUAAUAUUGAUUUGGUUUUAUCUACUGAUGAUAUUGAAGAAUUAUGUAAAAAGUUACCAACUACUAUGAGUGAAUUAAAUGAUCCAUUCAUAUGCAUAGCCUAAGAAAUUAAAAAAUUACAAUAUAUGAAACAUUUUAUUGAGGAAGUUGCCCAUUUUGUUGAUAUUGAAGAAAUAAAUAAAUUAUUAUUUGAAAAACGUAUAUAUUUUAUUAAUUCUAGCAAAACAAAUCGAAACUUAAAUUGAUUAAGUUUUUGAAUUUUAGAAACAUAUUAGACAAGAAGAUGAUGUUGUAGAUAUUACAAACUAAGAAUUUAUUGGUAAUAUAUAAUUUAUUAAUUUUAGCUAAAUAAAAAGAAAUUGAAGAAUUAUUAGUAAAUGGUUAAGAACAUGAUGAUUAUUUAGAUGAAGUAUUCAAUUUAUUUAAUUUAGUUAUUAAACUUAAUUGAAGAAGAUGAAAAAAAACAAUCUCCAGAUAUUGUUAUCAUAGAUGAUGAUUUUAUUUAAAAUGACUUUUCUUUAAACAAAAAACCAUAAAUAUAAUAGGCUUCAAACUUUGAGGCUAUUUAAUAAUAAAAUUAAAUUUCAUAAGAUUUAAAAUAAACUGAUAGAAUUGAAAAUAAUUAACAAUCAAAAAAGCUAAAAAUUAAUCUAAAAAGAUCAUUUUUAUGA
Molecule: messenger RNA, 2836 nt
Organism: Paramecium pentaurelia
Lineage: Eukaryota; Ciliophora; Oligohymenophorea; Peniculida; Parameciidae
Source: the annotation of a GenBank genome assembly